Orbicella faveolata is the source of this 9123-nucleotide messenger RNA. RefSeq lists its product as uncharacterized. Gene Ontology annotation, cellular component: basement membrane. NCBI's taxonomy places the organism in Eukaryota, Metazoa, Cnidaria, Anthozoa, Scleractinia, Merulinidae. Gene Ontology annotation, biological process: axon guidance; tissue development; animal organ morphogenesis. The record is from RefSeq and is a predicted model, not a curated record. Gene Ontology annotation, molecular function: extracellular matrix structural constituent.
CGUGCCAGGGCAUUUGUGACAGACGUCAAAAAGAAUAAAUCGAAAAUUCCUUGUUUGUCGUGUGCUCUGUCAUUUAGGACUAUUACUCAAUAAGCGAGAUAUCCAUAGAAGGACGGUGUAUGUGUAACGGCCAUGCAGAUGAGUGCACGCAGACAGACAGUGGACUCAUGGCUUGCCACUGUCAACACAACACAUGCGGAGAGCAAUGUCAACGCUGCUGUGAUGGCUAUGUACUACAAGAGGGAUUUUGUGUUGGUGUUCCGGCGUCAUACUCCUCCACAGACGGACUACUAGCUAAGUCGAUGUCACCCUUAACAUCUGUAGAUAGGAACAACAUAUCUGCAAGGAACACUACCGAAUCUUCGUUGUUACAGACCACUAACAAUCCUAGUCAACUGACAGAGGUUUGGAAUGUUCAAAAUGUUACAAACUCCACCGAAGAAAUCAGUGCAGAAGCGUCUUUGGACAUUGCAGAUAAACAGGUUAUUGUAGAACCUGCUCUGAUUGCACAAAAAACUCCCGUGUCCACCUCCAAGGGAAACGAGACCCAAGUCUCGACGUCUCUUGGCAGCACUGGCGAACCUUCUACUGCGCACACUGCAAUGGGACAUACCACUAGUCAGUCUAUUGCUGAUUCUGAUUCUCCAAUCACCACAGCAACGCCCACCACACAGCUGAACACUACGACGACUGAGACCAAAAUGGAUCUGGAGUCCACCACUGUGAAAACCACUUCUGGGAGCAUGGAUAGACAAGGUUCUUUAGACACCACUACAGGCAAAAUCACUACCACAAGCAAAAUUUCAACUGAAUCUAAUACUGCUGGUACGUCUACGACAACAGUGUCAAACGUUACUUUAACCUCUACUGUGGAACGUGUUAAUUCUACAGCUUACAAAGACUCUAAUGAUGCGACUACGACAAAACAUUUUGAUAGUGAAAGUACUUUGCCCAGUGAUGUUCAAUCCACAGUGGUUAGUACCUCGCAUUUAAUAACAGUAGAGACAACUACUGGUGACUUUACCACCUCGGAAACCACGGCCCAGCGUACCAAUGAAGACGAUACCGUUGAAACUUUUCCUGAAUCCACUACUGUGGAAAGUACUGCUGUUUUGGCGCCUGAAGAAAGUACUGCUGUAGAAAUACAUGAAAAAAGUACUACUGACCCUGCCCUCGAGGAAACUACUACUGACUAUACACCUGAGGAAAGUAGCACUGUGCCCACCCCUGAGGAAAUUACCACUUUGCCUACACCUGAGGAAAGUUCUGCUGUGACAAAACCCGAGGAAACUACUGCUGUGGCUGACCCGGAGGAAAAUACUCCUGUUUCGACAUCUGAGGAGGAUUUUUCUGGGCCAACCCCUGAGGAAAGUACUUCUGGGUCUACCCCUGAAGCAAGUUCUGCAGUGUCUACAUCCGGGGAAAGUACUACCAGGCCUACUCCAGAGGAAAAUACCACUGUGUCUACACCAGAAAGUACCAGAGUGUUUACGACUGAGAAAAGUACUGCCUUUGUAGGAAGUUCCACUGCUACGGUGCCUACCCCUGAUGAAAAUAAUACUGUGACCACCACUCAGGAAAGUACUUCCGUACCUACAUCUAAGCAAACUACUAUUAUGACUAUACCCGAGAAAAGUACCACUGCGGAAAAUACCACCGUGACCAGCCCUGUGGAACUUACUACUGUGUCUACAUCUAUGAAAAGUACUGGUGUUUCUACCCCUAAAGAGAAUACCUCUGUAACUACAUCUGAGAAGGGUGUUACGGUGUCCACACCUUUGAAUAGUACUGCUGUGCGUACCCUUGAGGAAAGCAUUACUGUGCCAACCUCUGUGGAAAGUUCUACUGUGCCUACCCCUGCCGGAAAUACUAGUGCUGUGUCUGACGCAAAGAAAACCACCACUGUGCCCACCCAAGUGAAAAGCAUGCCUCUAUCUACCCAAGAGGAAAGCACCAUUAUUUCCACCUAUAAGAAAAGCACCCCUGUACCUACCCCAGAGGAAAGCACCGCUAUGUCUACCCCAGAAAAAAGCACCACUUUGGUCACCUCUGAGGAGAGUACUACUGUGCCUAUCCCUACAGGUAGUACUACUGUACCUACCCUCAAGCAAAAUACCACAGGGUCCAGCACUGAGAAAACUACAACGACGUCUAAGACUAGGGAAACUAACACUAUCUCUACCCCGGUGGAAACUACGAUGGUGCCUACCCCUGGGAAAAGUACUGCUGAAACGAGUACAACUGGGCCAACCGCUGAGGAAAGUACCACUGCUCUUAAUGCUGUGGAAACGACAACUGUGCCUACCACUGUGGAAACAAAUUCUAUGCCUGCCACUAUUAAAAUUACCACUGUGCCUGUCACUGUGGAAACAACUUCUAUGCCUACCACUGUGAAAAAUACUACUUUGCCUACCGCUAUUAAAAUUACGACAGUGUCUACCUCUAUGGAAACAACUACUAUGCCUACCACUGUGAAAACGACCACUGUGCCUACCACUGUGGAAACGACCACUGUGCCUACCACUGAGAAAACUACUACUGUGCCUACGACUGUGAAAACAACCACUGUGCCUACCACUAUGGAAACGACCACUGUGCCUACCACUGAGAAAACUACUACUGUGCCUACGACUGCGAAAACAACCAUUGUGCCUACCACUAUGGAAACGACCACUGUGCCUACCACUGUCAAAACGACCACUGUGCCUACCACUGAGAAAACUACUACUGUGCCUAUGACUGUGAAAAUAACCACUGUGCCUACCACUAUGGAAACGACCACUGUGCCUACCACUGAGAAAACUACUACUGUGCACGAGUAUCUCAAAAUGAUGGGCAUUGGCGUGCUUCAGGUCUUCCUACUCCCGUCGGAGGUUCAAAGGUAUAGUGCAUUAGCACUUGUUCAUUGCCAUAAAACGACCACUGUGCCUACCACUGUGGAAACUACCACUGUGCCUACCACUGUGAAAACGACCACUGUGCCUACCACUGUCAAAAUGACCUCUGUGCCUACCACUGUGGAGACUUCCACUGUGCCUACCACAGUCAAAACGACCACUGUACCUACCACUGUGAGAACUACUACUGUACCUACCACUGUCAAAACGACUACUGUGCCUACCACUGUCAAAACGACUUCUGUGCCUACCACUGAGAGAACUACUACUGUGCCUACCACUGUGAAAACUGCUUUGUUACCUACUACUUCGGGUUUCCUUUCAGAGGAAGAAGCUCGAAAGGCUUUUGGUGAUCUUCCCUUAGGAGUGUGUUACUGCAGCAAGUUUGCAACGGUCGAUAGACAGUGUUUCCCAACGGCAUUGAACAAACCGUGUAUUUGUCGAGCGAACUUUGCUGGCACAAGAUGCGAGAAAUGUGCACCCGGUUAUUUCAACUAUCCUUUCUGUGCUUCCUGCAGAUGUAACAAACAGGGCUCAGCUAAACUAACAUGUGAUGAGGAAACAGGGAGUUGUACCUGCAAGACAGGUGUCAGAGGAAGAAAGUGUGAUGCCUGUCCUUACGGGUUUUAUGGCUUCCCCAAUUGUCAACCAUGCGAGUGUAAUCCGUCCGGAUCGUACCGCGGUGGUAGAUUUUGUGAUCCGUACAGCGGUCAGUGUCCCUGCAGAUAUGGUGUCCGAGGGAGGCAGUGCAAUAAGUGUCCUGCGGGUUACUAUGGUUUCCCUAAUUGUCAGUGGUGCGGAUGUAAUCCGUUGACAACAACUGCAGACAUCUGUGAAGAUUAUCGCGGCAGCUACAGGUGCUUAUGUAAAGCCAACUUCCAGGGUUUCUUCUGCGGACAGUGCAGGCCAGGACACUUCGGCUUCCCUGUUUGUCAAAAGUGCUUAUGUUCACCAAGUGGUUAUGGAUCAUGUAAUCAGCUUGGUAAAUGUGUCUGUAAUGAAGGCUAUGCUGGCGUCCAGUGCGACCGCUGUGCAAACGACUUUUAUGGGUUUCCUAACUGCAGAGCUUGUAACUGCAACACCUUCGGGUCAUUCAGUAGUCAGUGCAACUACACAACUGGAAACUGCCACUGCAGGCCAAACAUCCGGGGUAGUCAUUGCGACCGCUGUGACAAAGGCAUGGUGGGCUUCCCCACGUGUGUUAAGUGCGACUGCAACCCAGAUGGCUCGCGUUUCUUACCUGGUUCGGCCAACAACGUAUGCUACGGCUCGGCUAAGUAUCAGUGCCUGUGUAAACCCAACGUGGUCGGUCGGACAUGUGAUCGUUGCAUGCACGGUUUCUACAACUUCAGCGGCAGCAAUCCUUUGGGCUGUUCAUCCUGCAGCUGCUCGGCACGUGGCACUGUGUCAGGAACACGAAACUGUCACGCGCAAAGUGGGAGAUGCGACUGCAAGAAUCACGUGAUAGGUAAAAAGUGUCAGAACUGCCAAGAUGGUUUCCACGGAAUGAGGUCUCAAGACAUCUUUGGUUGUAAAGCCUGUAAGUGUGAUCCUGGUGGUUCAGUCAGCAGAAACUGUUUUAAACAUUUAGGAGACUGUCAAUGUGUCUCUGGUGUCAAAGGAAGGAAGUGCAACAGUCUCUAUUCGUCCAGAGCAAUUUACUUUCCAACCUUGUAUCACAUCUUCGCCGAGUUAGAAGGAGCUGUUUUGACGUCUAACACUAGAACCCGGGUCCCCACCGGCGCGGACGAGGAUGUAUUUCCUAAUUAUUCGGGGACUGGAUACGCAAGUUUUCCAGCGUAUAAGGAUUAUGGGGUUGCCGUGUACAUUCCCAAGACUCGCAAGUACCAUGUCAUUUUCCACUACGCGCUUCGAGAUAACUUACGCACUACUGCUAAAGUCGGCCUUCAUCCGCGAGGCUCGAAGAUAACGUCACUCAACUUCGAGGUGCAGUUCUAUCCAGCAAAUGAACAACAGUCCAAGAGCUUGAGGACCACCGUGAACAGCAGAGGAGUAAACAGAGAAUUCCAGCUGGAGAAGGGUGUCUGGAACGUUAUCAUUACAUCACACAGCUCUAUGCUCUUGCUGGAUUACAUCGUCUUUUUACCAGAAGAUUAUUACAACGCUGGCCUUCUCAAAGAUAUACCACCAGGACCAUGUAUGUUACGGACCUCUAGGCCAGAGCACUGUGAUAUGUAUACCUAUUAUGGCCUGAAAAGUCCUUCAAUCGUGACCAUGCCUGGAAGCCUCGCAUACGCACACCCACUCAGAGGGCUCGCCGACAUAUUCACUGAUCCACGGUAUAACUUAGAUGAGCCACAUCUGUCGAGCAUGGCACUGCUAGGAAGAAAUCAGCCAACGAUAGGUUUUGAUAUUACGGUACCGGGAUCCGGGCCUUACGUUCUCAUGGUAACCUACCUGCACCCAGAGAGAUUCAUCCAGCGAGUAUUUGUUACAGUGGGUCAUCAGCGAGGGAUGCUUGAGAUUCUACCUUGCAAAUACCAGUUUGCGUGCCGUCAGUUCGCUAUGGAUGACAACAAGCGGCCAAGAGCCUUUGAACUUAAGGCCACACCGGAGGUUAACGAGGUUAAGAUUGAAAGCUCGGCUUCGGCGAAGAUUGCUGUAAGUUCAAUAACCGUCAUACCUCAAGCCAAAUGGAAUACACAGUACGUCAAGCCAGAGUUGCUUUGUAGGAUGUUCAAUAAAUCCUGUAUCUCCUCGACAUAUCCAAUACCUACAGACGCCAUCCAGACGGCUGCAUUUUCGCGCCGAAGUAAAGAUAGGAUGUUCACACUUUUCAAUCAAGUUGUCAACGUCUCAGCAUCGUAUUAUGUAAUCAUGCACUAUCGGCAACCUCAUAGUCUCUCGAAGAAAGUCGAGCAGAUAUCGAUUAUUGAUUAUGAAAAGCUGAACAUCUCCGUCACUUUCCAUUACUGCCCGACCGAUCCUGGCUGUCGAGUUGUCAUCGGAGAGGAAGAAAACCUGACUUUCCGGUUCAGCAAAGGAACCUUUACUGCGAUCAUUCAACAUGAGAAACGAACUCAGCUGUUUUAUAUACUCCUGGUCCCAAAGGCUUCAUACUCCACAAGCCUCCUAGAACUCCAGUCAAAUGACAGAGUUAAUCAAUUUUUACAAAACUGUGGCAAGGACCAUUUCUAUAUUGAUCCUACUCGCGGACGGCAGUGCCGAGAGGACGUGUUUUCUUUGACGAUUCGUUUCAAUGAAGAACCUUUGAAGUGCGAUUGCAAUGUCCUGGGCUCUAGAUCCACAGCCUGUGAUGAGUUCGGUGGGCAGUGUUUGUGUCGGACAAAUGUGGUCGGCAGGAAGUGCGACAGAUGUAAGCUUGGUCACUCUGGAUUUCCACGCUGCAGGCGAUGUGGCUGUCACGAGAUGGGAUCAGUGUCCCAAACUUGUACUUCGUACGGAAAGUGUCGCUGUAAGUCAGGAUUUGGAGGAUACAAGUGUGAUAGAUGUGUAUCGUCUAGUUACUAUGGAUUCCCAGACUGCAAGUUAUGCGCCUGUAGCAAUCUUGGAUCGCUAAGCACGUUCUGUCGUUCAAGAGAUGGCCAGUGCCAAUGCAGGAGAAAUUUCCAAGGUCAAAAAUGUAAUGAAUGUAGGAUCGGCUUCUACGAUUUCCCAAGGUGCAAGGCGUGCAACUGUAACCCAGCUGGGAUCAAAUUACUGCCAGGACAAACAAACGGCUGUGGAUCUGUCAACAAUACCCACUGCAGAUGCAAAGACAACGUGAUAGGUGAAGACUGUGACAACUGUAAGGCCUUUCACUUUAAUCUUCAAAUAAAUAACCCGUUGGGUUGUCAGGCAUGUGACUGCGACACCAAUGGAACUCUGGGAACGAUCAAGACAUGCCACGAGUCGAGUGGACAGUGUUUAUGUAAGAGUCACGUGACAGGCCGACAGUGUGAACGGUGUAAAGAAGGCUACUACAGUUUGAAAGGCCAGAACGUCUUUGGAUGUAAACGUUGCUCGUGUAACGCAGGUGGUUCUGUAAGCCAGUCGUGUAACGCAAUCACCGGGGAAUGUUCAUGUUUACCGGGUGUCGGUGGAUCCCAAUGUGACAGGGUUGUAUCUGACGAUUACUACUACCCUACUCUUCAUCAGUAUAAAAUCGAACUGGAAGACACCCUCACGUCAUUGAACGAUCAGCCGGCUUACUUCAGAUAUGAUGAAAGCGAGUUUCCUGGAUUUUCUAGGCGAGGUUAUGCAGUUUUCUCACAGGUUCAGGCUUCCAUAUAUGUAAUAAUUGACGUUCCUCGAACAAGUAAAUACCAGCUGAUAUUCCAUUACUUGCUGGCUCGUUAUGCCCCCGUUACGGCUUUGGUGAAGUUUAUUCCUACACUUGACUCUGCUACGUUCCCGUCAGGCACUGCAACAGAGCAAACGUUAGAUGUUCGGUUCCGCACCACGGCCACGUGGAUCUUUGCUAUUGCUCAGUUCCUUGUGGUCCGAGAUAACUGGGGAGACACACAACAAGUUUUGCUGAGUCAGGGAAAAUGGAAGUUAUCAAUUGACGCCCCUGCUUCUGAUCUGUUGUUGGAUUACAUGGUGCUUCUACCAGAAGAAUACUACAGACCUCAGAACCUCGAAGUGCAAGUUUCCAGUCCUUGUGAACUGAGGGGAGAUCAAAAGCAUUGUGCUCAUUUCGCCUACCCCAACCUCGAACAAGAGGGGUUUGUGACCAUACAGGCUGAGGAUAGUUCUGUUGUUGGUGGAAUAAAAAGAAACACGCGAGUUACAGAUAUUCCGUUUCAAGGGUUGAUACUUAGUGGUUCACGAAACGUGAUGUCUGUACGUCUGCCGUCUAAAAUACAAGGCCAGUUUGUAUUGCUAGCAAGCUACUUUCACAACGCCGAUUAUGGAGGAAUUUCCAGUGUAGUUGUCAGAACUUCCUUUAACACUCUUAAAGCUUACAUGAGCAUUCUCUCAUGCAGAUAUCGUUUUGGCUGUCGUGAAGUAGCCAUAGACGAGAAACACCAAGUUAGCGUGUUCACUGCAAAUGAAAACGACGUCACCACUGUCAGUCUAACAACCACAUUAACCAUCGCUUUGGACUUUAUCAGUGCUAUCCCACUCUCCAAAUGGAAGGAGCAAUUUUUGAUUCCAGCAGAACAGUGUAUCAGUAAUGGCUUCUCGUGCAUUCAGUCAGCUUACCCCACCCCUACUGAUGCGGUGAGAAUCGAGGCUGAAAAUCGGUUUAAAGGUGGCGAUAGGGCUCCUUAUUACAUUAUGGACCGCAGAGCGAGCUUGAAACAUUUGAAAGUAGGAGAGAAAACUGUUCACGUGGCUGGAAGCGCGGGUACUGGACGCUACUACGUCAUCGUUCAUUUCUACCAGCCCAACUUCCUCUCAUUCCUUGGCAAAGUUGUUGUCAGCGGACAGAACGCCGCCUCCACCUUGCUGACAUUCCGUUACUGCCCUCACGUGUCCGGCUGCAGAGCCGUAGGCACGUCCCAGCACAGGGAGGGUAUGAGUGAAUCUAUCUACAUUGGACGACAGAAGAACAUUCUUGUCAGCAUCGCCAUUCCAGAGGAUAAGGGCGUUUGGAUUGAUUAUGUGCUAUUAGUUCCUAUCUCAUCAUUUUCGCCAUCUCUUCUGGAAGUAAAACCAAUCGACGUAACUCAAGAUUUUAUCCAGGACUGUGGACAGUACACAUUUUUCCUGAAAGACUCGUCUUCGAAAUUCUGUCUGCAAUCGGCCUUUACCAUCACAACCCGAUUUAACAGUGGCGCGGUCAAAUGCAACUGCGAUGGACUGGGAUCUACUAAAACUAGCUGUCAAUCAUUCGGCGGACAAUGUGUUUGCAGACCUAACGUGAUUGGUCGAGCAUGUAACAGAUGUAAAAGUGGUUACAAUGGGUUUCCCUACUGUAGAAAACUAGCCACUUGAUAAACAUGGAGAGAACUCCACGAUUUCAUUUUCUGACGAUGUCGAUUGUACCUUUCUUCGCUUGCGUUAUCUACCCAAGACGGCUUUUUGCGUUAUGUUUAUCAUUUAUCACGUUUGUAAUUUAAGAUAACAAGUUAUACGAACGAAAGAAAAAAGAAUUCAUUGUUCGGCCAAGUUAACUAAAAUGCUUCCUCGCCUCAGCUGUAAAAACGUUCUUGCAUUAAAAUGGUUCAAAGUCCAACUCAUUAAAAAAUUUGGGCGAAUAUCCUCUACCUUAGCAUAUACCGUUUUGAAAUUAAUAAAAAAUAUUUAUGAAAUAUUA